Dovyalis caffra is the source of this 165-nucleotide messenger RNA. NCBI's taxonomy places the organism in Eukaryota, Viridiplantae, Streptophyta, Magnoliopsida, Malpighiales, Salicaceae. The record is from the annotation of a GenBank genome assembly.
AUGAAGGGAGCAGGAUUUUCAAUAACAGUUUCUUCCAGUGUAGGCUUGCUUCGCUCUAUCUCCCGUAAGCUCGUGACGCUUAACAAAAAUAAGGAAUUCCUGAAAAAGAAGCAGCCGGUGCGGUGGAAGGCAAUUAAGGACAGCGCUUUGGAACUAGAGAAAAAG